Syngnathoides biaculeatus (alligator pipefish) is the source of this 2881-nucleotide messenger RNA. RefSeq names its product TLR adapter interacting with SLC15A4 on the lysosome. NCBI's taxonomy places the organism in Eukaryota, Metazoa, Chordata, Actinopteri, Syngnathiformes, Syngnathidae. The coding region runs from base 691 to 1572 and encodes 293 amino acids. Gene Ontology annotation, biological process: regulation of toll-like receptor signaling pathway. The record is from RefSeq and is a predicted model, not a curated record. The transcript has 2 exons.
UACGGGGAAAAACCGGUUUGGCUGACCAGCUGCAGCUCCAACGCCCGUUCUGAGUCAGCCUUACCGGUGUGUCCCCCUUUUUAUUCGUUUCUCAAGACAAAAUGUUACAACAUUACAAAAGGAAUGGACGAACAGAUGGCAAUACCAACAAGAAGAUGAAUACUAAAAUAAAUAUUUAUUCAAAGCUGCAGAAUUGUUCUGCGAGAGAUCGGCAGGUUUCUGAUGGUGCUGAGGAGUAUCCGCGUUGGAGUCAGCAAAGGGGCGCAUCAGCCCGCAUGCGUCGCCGGGUCACACUCCGGGUCACACUGCCGCUCGCAAAGAGAACGAUUCGGGGAAAGAUGAUUGAAAACAUGCACGAUAAAACAAUAAAUCUAAGACUUUGAUUUUUGGUUGAUGUGAGGGUUAGGAAACGAGUGAAUUUGACAGAAUUUGAAUGAUUUUUACAUUAUUUAUUUUUUUUUUCUCCCCAAGUUUGUUUUAAGCCGGCGUUGAUUCAAGUUGACUCCCCAUCAAUUUCGCUGCGAUUUUCUUGGUCGCGAGUGAACGCAACCAGCUGCGGCCGUCAUUACGAAGAAAGAGGAAGAGCGCUUGUUAUUUCCUCCCAAGGUGCCGCAUAUAACCAAGCAGACUUUUUGUCUCGUUAGUUUAUUCGCUUCGCAGAAAGUACUACGAAGGAGUGGCCUCGCGGGGAUGCUUUGUGAGGGGAAACUGCUGAGCAUGGCCUACGGAGAAGCAGAAGAGUCGUCCCUCCCGUGCCGAGAGAGGCGGCAGAGUGCCGUCGGAUCUCCUUCCCGCGCUGCGGGCGGCGUUACGCGCUCGGAGCAGGGGGCCGGCGUCGCCGGCGGGAGUCCUCCGGAAGUCUCCCAGCUGGAAUCUUUGGAUCUGUACAGAACCCAGCUGGGCAGAGAAGACUCGCUGGGAAUUCAGAUCCCCUCUCCCCGCUCGGGGGGCGACGCCACCUUCCUGGUUCCGUCCUUCUGUCAGAGCAUCUGCCAGAACUACAGCGACCUCCACAUCGGGGGCGACCAGGUUCUGCCACUGUCGGCCGACAACCCCGAGCAGGUGCACGCCGACGCCCAGGCCGAGGGUCCCUUCUUGCAGUCCUGUGACGUCCCGCCGCCUGGGGAGGACUCCCCUCCGAGAAGAACCGCACAGAGUGGACUCCUGCUGCCUCUCAGGGGAGGCUCCAGUCAGUGGAGACAGGGAAGCGGUCGAGACCGGAGCUUUUUAUUCCAAGGGCGCGAGGGACCCUUCACCAACUCUCUCCUGAACGACUACCUUGAAAAGAAGCUUCUGGACCUGUUCCAGCAGUACGUCAUGGAAAACAUGGCCAGGAAUUCAGGCCCCACUUGCUCCCUGUUGGGCUCCGAGAUGGUUCUGACCAGCCUGGACCAGAUCACCUCCCAACUGAGCCGGGACAGGAAUCUGGAGGUGGGCGUGGCCAAGGACAUGGUCCUGUCGUGCCUGCUGAGGGUGGCCGGGGAAGUGGAGUCCAGCGAGAUCAGCACCCCGUUUCUGCAAAUCUCCAGUGACGUGUCCAAAGAGCACACCAACCAGUACAAAGAGCAGUGACGCCGUCUUUCAUUCUUUGCUGAUAUUUAUUAGAUGCAGUGCUGUCCGAGAUACGCAGAAAGCCUCAGUUUGGCCGACAAUACCUUCCAAAAAAAUGGGGGGAGGGGCUUCAAGUUGUUUAAUGUCACUCCCAUUUAAGUUUACUGUCAAACUAAACAUAAAAUAUUGAGAACUACGCGUGUAUUUAAGACAGCUUCCAAGUCUCUUAUGCUGAUGCUCACAAGUAAUGCAAAAUACCAUAGAAAGGCGAACGAUGGUAUUGGUGUGGCAGUGUUAUAACCUUUUAAUGAACAAGUACCUAUCAAUGACAUGUCAGAUAAUAAAGCGUUGGCCUCACAGUUCUGAGGUCCCGGGUUCAAUCCCGGACCCGCCUGUGUGGAGUUUGCAUGUUCUCCCCGUGCCUGCGUGGGUUUUCUCCGGGCACUCCGGUUUCCUGCCACAUCCCAAAAACAUGCAACAUGAAUUGGACACUCUAAAUUUCCCCUAGGUGUGAUUGGGAGCACGGCUGUUUGUCUCGAUGUGCCCUGCGAUUGGCCGGCGACCAGUUCAGGGUUUACCCCGCCUCCUGCCCCUUGACAGCCGGGAUAGGCUCCAACACUCCCCGCGACCCUUGUUAGGAUAAGCGGCAAAGAAAAUGGAUGGAUGGAUAUUCUUUAUCCCCUGCAAGGAACACCUGCUACGACUGAGGACAUGUGACCAUUUCCACGUCCUGUAUUUCCUUAUACUGCCCUCAGGUGGUCAAGCUGCACAUAGCAGAAGGAUCAGCAUUAUUUCUCUUUUGAAUUAAAGCAAAAAAACGUGGCAAAAAAUGUUUCAUAUCAUUGCAUUCUGUUUAAUGACGCCAUAACGCUUGUUUAUUUUCAUACUGUGGAGUGAUAUUUUUCAUUCCAAAGCUCAAAGGGUCUGAAAGGUGUCGUCUCGGUAAGUCAUUCGACGUUUUGACGGAGGACCGCGAGUUGGUGGGUGUGACGUCACCAUCGAGGCCGCCUCGUGAGUGUCUGCUGACUGCACAAAAUGCUGCUGCGGCGUUGACGUUUUGAGAUUUUUCUAAGAGCGCUUUCCUUUCGCAGCUCGAGGCGCCCGUGACCUUCCUCCAGCGUGCCUGUCCAAACAGAACGCCGGCAGGAGGAAGCGCCGUGUUUACAGAGCCCAGCGCCGGCCCCGGUCCAAAACUUGGUGUCAAGGCUGCGGAGAAAUUAAUUCUUGCCUUCCCCCACACCCCAAACGUUCCAGGUACACACGGUCCUACGAAACGACCACAGCAAUCAUCUCAACUCACUUUUUAUUGAUUUAUUUUAAAGAUAAUAGC